AUGGUUAUAUUUUGCCAUUUUAAGAGGGGGGGGGCUUCAGCCCGAAAACUCCCCUCCUUUCCCCGUAGAUCCGCCCGUGUAUUGGUAUAUCUUUCCUAUUAUUUUCUUCUUCCCAUCAAUUUUCGUGCAGUUUCACUGAGGAUAUCCUCUUUACAAUUUUUUACAGAUCAAAGAGCGAUAUACAGGUAUAUUGUUUGUUAUUUGCCUGCCAACAUAAACAGAUUGAAUGCUUUUGAUUCUUGUGAUAAAACACACAGUCAAUAA
Messenger RNA from Nezara viridula (southern green stink bug), 264 nucleotides. Lineage: Eukaryota; Metazoa; Arthropoda; Insecta; Hemiptera; Pentatomidae. The record is from the annotation of a GenBank genome assembly.